Lasiodiplodia theobromae is the source of this 1308-nucleotide messenger RNA. RefSeq lists its product as uncharacterized. The record is from RefSeq and is a predicted model, not a curated record. The coding region runs from base 1 to 1308 and encodes 435 amino acids. The transcript has 2 exons. Lineage: Eukaryota; Fungi; Ascomycota; Dothideomycetes; Botryosphaeriales; Botryosphaeriaceae.
AUGUUCUUCUUCCACGCUCUUCCGCCUCAACGCUUCUUCCAGACCCUCUUCGAAGACCCGCCCGCGCCACAACCUCAUCCACUUCCAUGCGCGACCCGCCGCACCACGACAAUCACCACGACAACCACGACCACCAUGCCGCCGCGUAGAGCCAUCGGUACUUCCGGCUUCGACAUAGUCGCGCAGGGCCAAGAGGGCGCCAUGCAGCUCUGGCAGAUGGUCCAUCAGGAACCCGCGAAAUUCCAAGCCGCUCGGUCACUUUACAUGCAGAUCUCCACGAACAACUUCGACGACGCAGACGACGACAUGUGGGCGGUGGCUCUCGAGGCCUUCCGUCCCGGAAAUGUGAAGCACAACCUCCAGGUCAUCAAGAUUGUGGUCGUAAGUGACAGGCUGCUCGAACCGUACUCGAAGACGAUACUCUCGUCGGCCAAGGUGCAGAAUUCAUUUGUUCAGCAGCAGAAUGGCCUCAACAAUGGCAGAGGCUCGGCGUCGCGCAUCCCUCUGGUUAGCAGGUGCUUCUUUGCGGAAAGGGCGUUUUUCAAGGCGCUUUCGAACAUCCGAGGGGUCGAGAGGGUCGAGAUCGCCGGGCCGAUGGAAGCAUCGCUCAAGAAGAUGCUCGCCGUGGCCAUGACGACGCGUCCCGGACACAAGGUGCGCGACUGGCGCUACGGCGGAGGCCUCAGGUCGGCGGAGGACAUAAGCUGGGGCUCGUGGUCAGCGACGAUGCAGCCGGCGGCGGCGGAAGGGCUGCCAGCAGAGCAGCAGCCCGAGGUCACGGCGCACCACGAGCUGGAGCGGUUCGACCUGCAAACCUUCCUCCCCAAGCAGCCCAUGCAGAUCGUCGACGACGCGACUGUGGAGGCGGACGGCACGAUAUCGGCCAACAAGCUGGGGACUGUCGAGGAGAUGGCCAGACCGAAGCUCGCCCUGGACGGCAGUUUUAGCCCGUCACGGCCCGACGGCGGCUUCGCCACGAGCAACUGCCGCGCCAAACGGGCCGAUAGUCACCUGAGCGAUGGCGGCAGCGAGUCGGCGAAGCGAGGUGCUAAAAGGGCGAAGAGGAGUGCGAAGAUACACAAAGCAAAUGGCGGUGGAAGUGAAGGUCCAGAGGUGGAAUUUACCGGUAUGUCUCCACAGCCGACAAGGUCACAGGGUGAAGGAUACGAGUACACUGAGGCAAUAGACACGCAGGAUGAAGACGGUCGGGUGGAUGAGGGUGGCGCAGUUGGUGAUGAAGAUGUGGAGAUGGAUGAAGACGGGCUCGUGCCCAGCGACGAUCCAAACGACGAAGACUACCGGGAUUGA